ACAAACCCAAAAAAGAAGUUCUCCAUUUCUUCUUCAAGUUUUCCAAACAACAAAACCAAAAACAAAACAAAAUCACACCAAAAACAAAAAGAGAAAACAAGAAGAAGAAAUGGCCCCUUCAAUGAAAUCAUCUUUGAUUCUUUUCUUUACCUGUUCCCUUUUCCUCCAAGUUGCUCUUGGGGAGAUUAUUUGUGAGAAUUUGCCAACAAAUGUUUGUGCAUUCUCAAUUGCAUCAUCUGGGAAGAGGUGUUUGUUAGAGAAAUCAACAUUAGAAGAUGGGAAAAGUGAGUACCAAUGCAAGACAUCAGAAGUUAUCGUUGGAAACAUGAGGGAAUACAUUGAGACAGAUGAAUGUGUGAAUGCAUGUGGUGUUGAUAGAAACUCUGUUGGAAUUUCUUCUGAUUCUUUGCUUGAGGCUCAGUUUACCUCUAAGCUCUGCUCUCCUGAUUGCUACCACAAAUGCCCUAAUGUUGUUGACCUUUACUUCAACUUGGCCGCCGGAGAAGGAGUGUACUUGCCAGACCUAUGCAAGAAGCAGAGGAGCAACCCACACCGUGCCAUGAUUGAGUUGCAAAGCAGUGGAGCUGCUGAAGAUUUUGCUGAUGCUCCUGCUCCUUCUCCUCUUUCUUUCUAAAUUGUUUUUGCACCUUUUUAAUUAUAUACAUUAUGUUUUUACAAGCAGCUUGUUGUUUGUAAAGAGUUUGCUUUUAUUGUUUCUUUGGGUUUGUUGGGAUUCUUUUUCGAGAUAUUCUUGAGUCUAUUCUACUCUAAUUCUUUUUCCACUGAGAAUUGAAUAAAAGUUCUUUCUUCAUUUACAUG
Molecule: messenger RNA, 819 nt
Organism: Nicotiana attenuata
Lineage: Eukaryota; Viridiplantae; Streptophyta; Magnoliopsida; Solanales; Solanaceae
Exons: 3
Coding region: 110-634 (174 amino acids)
Source: RefSeq, a predicted model, not a curated record